Messenger RNA from Coffea arabica (coffee), 1962 nucleotides. Lineage: Eukaryota; Viridiplantae; Streptophyta; Magnoliopsida; Gentianales; Rubiaceae. The record is from RefSeq and is a predicted model, not a curated record.
AUGAGUGGAAAACGCCAGGCUCCAAGUAAGGAACUUCCAGGCCAAGAAACGAGGCUUUUCUGGGAGCAGUUCAGGACAGGGAGAGAAGAGUGCUUCUCCCAAGUACGGACGGGGUCUGGAGGUGGACGGCAGACUGGAAUAGGCAGAGGGACUCCGUCUAGGGGUGGUCAAACUGGACGAGGCCAAAGAGAAAUUUUCAAGGAGGCUCAGUUUCAGCACCUCGCGAUCCCUGUGGGCAUUGUGGGAAGCCAAACCACACAGAAGAUAAUUACUGGAGGAAGGAAGGCUAGUCACAUUAUACUAGGUAGGCCUUGGCAGUUUGACAGGCAGGGCAUUGAGCAUCAAAUAGACUUCAUCCCUGGAGCUUCAUUGCCAAAUCGCCCAGCUUACAAGAGCAACCCGGAGGAGACUAAGGAGUUACAAAGAUCCGUAAAUGCCAUCACGGUAAAGUAUCGCCACCCUAUACCUCGCUUAGAUGACAUGCUUGAUGAGUUACAUGGGGCUGUGUUCUUUACCAAAAUUGAUCUCAAAAGUGGGUACCAUCAAAUUAGGAUUAAGGAGGGGGAUGAAUGGAAAACUGCCUUCAAAACUAAGUAUGGCUUGUAUGAGUGCAAAUCUUAUGAUGAACACCUAGAGCAUAUUAGGGCUGUUAUGGAUGUACUUCGAAGAGAGAAGCUCUAUGCCAAUCUCAAGAAGUGCAAUUUUUGCACUAACGAGCUUGUGUUUCUAGGGUUUGUUAUAAGUGCGCAGGGAAUGAAGGUGGAUGAUCAAAAGGUGAAAGCUAUUCAAGAGUGGCCAACACCAAGGAGAUUCGUGAGGGACUUUAGCACUAUUGCUGCACCCUUGACCGAGUUGAUCAAGAAGAAUGAGAACUUCCAUUGGGGAGAUUCUCAAGAACAAGCCUUUCGCGCUUUAAAGCACAAACUCACACAUGCACCUGUACUUGCUUUACCUGACUUUUCUAAGACAUUUGAAAUUGAUUGUGAUGCUUCAGGUAUUGGAGUUGGAGCUGUGUUGAACCAAGGAGGAAGACCUAUUGCCUACUUUAGUGAGAAACUCAAUGGGGCUGCACUGAACUACUCAACUUAUGAUAAAGAGUUGUACUCUCUACUCACUUCCUUAGAUGCUAAGUUGUUAGGGUUUGAGCUUAUUAAAGACAUCUAUGCACAAGAUAGUGAUUUCGGUGAACUUUACCUUUCUUGCAAACACACUGGGCAAGGAGCACUUCUAUUGGCCGCACAUGAGAGAGAUAUUGCACGGGUGGUGGAGCGAUGCUUAGCUUGUAAGAAAGCUAAAUCCAAGGUACACCCGUAUGGCCUUUACACCCCGUUACCUAUUUCUAGUGCACCAUGGGUUGACAUUUCUAUGGAUUUUAUACUUGGUUUGCCUAGAUCCAAGGCUAUCCAUUCUACUACUGGUUUCUCUCCAUUUGAAUGUGUUUAUGGUUUUAAUCCGCUAACACCACUUGAUCUAGUGCCAUUACCUAGUAAUGAGCGUGCACAUUUGGAUGGUAAGAAACGUGCAGAGUUUGUUAAGCAACUGCAUGAGAAAGUCAGGGCUAACAUUGAGAGGAGAACUGCUCAAUAUGUGAAGCAAGCCAACAAAGGGCCAAAAGUGUUGGAGCGCAUCAAUGACAACGCCUACAAACUUGACCUUCCUGGUGAGUAUGGAGUUAGUGCUACAUUUAAUGUCUCUGACUUAGCUCCUUUUGAUGCAGAUGAUGCGUUUGAUUUGAGGGCAAAUCCUUCUCAAGAGGAGGGGAAUGAUAGCAUCAUGGUACGUGGGCAGGCCAACAAUGGCUCGAGUAAUCGAGGAGCUAAGGAUCACGUGUAUGCCCCAAGUGGACCCAUUACUAGGGCUCGCGCAAAGAAACUUCGUGAGCAACUCAAUGUACUUAUUCAGGCCAUACACAAGUCUUUGAAGGAUUCAUACACUCAAGUGAAGGUGGUCGCGGUCCGAUAA